Messenger RNA from Rhagoletis pomonella (apple maggot), 1135 nucleotides. Its product is annotated as anaphase-promoting complex subunit 15B. Lineage: Eukaryota; Metazoa; Arthropoda; Insecta; Diptera; Tephritidae. The coding region runs from base 160 to 561 and encodes 133 amino acids. Gene Ontology annotation, cellular component: anaphase-promoting complex. The record is from RefSeq and is a predicted model, not a curated record. The transcript is spliced from 4 exons. Gene Ontology annotation, biological process: regulation of mitotic cell cycle spindle assembly checkpoint.
AAGUAUCGAGUAUGUACUUGUAUUUACUCGUAUCGUUUAAUCCCUAGUUAGAUCAGAAGUUAGAUUUUUGUUUACAAAUGAAAACGGCUGGAUUGUGUCGUACAAAUCCUAAUAUCUCAGCAACAUUCGGAUACCAUCAAUAUAAACCAAAUAGAAGUCAUGUCAAUGAUUCCAUUCUUUCCAUCAUUACGGCCACAAAUCGCCAAUCGAAUUUGGUUCGAAAUUAAUACACCACCCAGUGAAGAUGAUGUUUUGCGCUAUGAGCGAGAACAUGAUAGCUGGAAAGAAUCUAUUAAAAAUGCUGCAAGUGAUAUUCCACCAUUGGGUAAAGUACUUACAAAACCAGGACCAGAAACUGAUGACGAAGAUGCCAACGAUGAUAGCGAUGAUUCUGAUACACAUGACGACGAUGAUGACACAAAUGAUAGAGCCAUUCCUGGUCAGCCAGAGCAUUCAGCACUUUAUUCGCCCGGUGAUGAUAUUAAUCCUAUGAAUGAAGAUGCUCUGCCAUCAACAGAACUUACAAAUCGGAACGCCAUUAUGCACAUAUAUACAUGUUAAGGCAAAGAAUAUACAAUGUAGAAAGGAACGGGCGAUAUUGUUAGCUGACGUUGAUUGCAAAAAUUGAAACUGACCAAACUUAGUGGUACAACAAAAAGCAAAUCGCUUUGAUAUCUGGCAGAACAAAGGAACGAAAGAGUUGAAAAACUCGGAAAGAGCAAUGUCUGGUGAUUAUGAUUUGGUGGAGCAAGGAUCCCAUCGAAGUACCUCCAAAGGUUUUUACGAUUUUUGCAUACCACCAUCAUAGGAGAAAAAAUAUCCAAAUGGGCCGAAAUGGCUAAUUCAGUAGAUAGACCACUAGCCGUGUAUGCCUGGAUGUCACGUUCAAAUCCUUGCAACGUUAUGAAAAUAUCGGCUUCAUUAGUCAUAUAAAGGAACUGAUUAGACAAACAUGUAAACGAAAUGUUGGGCAAAUUGCCACAGAAUUCCCACGUGGAGACCUUUAGGUAGCACUGUACCAGCCAGUUGUUACUUUCUGGUUUUCACCAUACAAGCGUCAAUCAGUUCUUUAAAUGCCUGGUGUGAGAUUAAGCUGGACCUCUUGAAUGUAUGUACAUAAUGCACGCAAAUAUAG